This is a messenger RNA of Peronospora matthiolae, 1059 nucleotides long. Lineage: Eukaryota; Oomycota; Peronosporomycetes; Peronosporales; Peronosporaceae. The record is from the annotation of a GenBank genome assembly.
AUGGGAUGGUACGACGGAGGUGAGAAGCUGCUAGAGGAGGAGUACAGCGUGCGUCUUGGCGAGAACAUUUUGGUCGCGAGCAUCGCGUUUGUUCUCUUUUGGGCCACUUUUGGGCUGUCGUGGUACAUUUCCAGUCGGCGCGUACCCGAAUUUGCCAGCUUUUCGACCGCUCAUAAAGCAGACUGGUGUUCCCGAGUCAACUCGACCAUCCACGCGAUCGUCAUCGUGGUCGGCGUUGCGUACGCGCUGGCCGAUAUCACGUGGGCCGAUGAGUUCUUGCCCGUGUCAUCGAUCCGUGCAGCAAGCUUCAUCUUCUCGAUCGCUAUCGGCUACUUCUUGUGCGAUCUGAUCAUAAUCGCCAUGUGGCCUGUGCCGAUGCAAUGGGUCUUUAUUGUCCACCACAUUGUCGCAGUUGUCCCGUACUUCAUCAACAAUUUUAUCUCGUGCUGUGCUGCCUGCCAGUUUGGCCUAUUGCUGUUCUUGCUGGUCGAGCUCGCAACGCUGCCGCUUAAUGCUCGCGGCUUCCUGGACGCCAGGGACCGCCAGGACUCUAGGCACUACAUGCCUUCUAUCUACGCCACGUACGUUAUCUGGGGCAUCUCACGAACGGCACUGCCAAUCUAUGUCAUGUACUGCUUCUGGGCGUAUGCGUACCCGUCGGACCGCAAUCACGACACGUGCUUUUUCCCGAACCUCGUGAGUGCGCACAUUAUUGCGCUCUUUUGUGUCGGUGUCUUCUUUUGCGUGCACACCCCCGAGAUGAUUCGGAUUCGACGUGAACAUGGACAAGCUCGUGGUCAUCCAGGAGACCCAUCAGGUAGCGAAGUGGCUGUUAAUACGGACGAUGCCGAUGCAGUUGGCUCUGGAGUGUCGGACGUUUCCAGCUCGAAAGCCGAUCUGCCCAGCAGUCUCCGAAGCCUCACGUUGUCGCUUUCAAGACCGAAGGAGCCAGUGACGGACGAUUCGUAUGAUGAUGUUGAACUUGGUGUCAUGCCUCGCAGUGCUCGGGCGAGUCCAAAGUCGUCGCAUGGACCAGUGACGACUUCUGGCCGAAUGUAG